AUGCGUCGACUAUUUGUGAUCUAUGGUGGCAAGUGGAACGAGGCUGGUACGGUGUACGAAGGUGGCRUCAUGGGUGGGCUAGAUGUUGAUGAAACAAUAACAUAUGCCAACCUAGUAAGUGCCUUGCACAUGCUUACUAGAAUUGAUCUUGACCAAUUUGAUCUUAUUGUACAGUGCGUAUAUGAUUUGAUUUUCGAGAUUACACCAUUAGCCGAUAACGUUAUCUCAUGUAACCUAGACGACGACGAGAACGAUGAUGGGAAUGGUCAACUGUACGAGAACGAGGUUGAGUACGAAUUUCAGAGUGAUGAUGAGUAUGAUUAUGACGAAUAUCGUACCGAGGAUGGGGUUGAGGACGAUGGUGGGAAUGGAUAUGACAAUGGGGAGGAGGAUGAAUAUCAUACCGAGGAUGUGCUUGACGAACAUUAUGAGAAUGAAGGUCAACAUGUUCAUGAGUCGCAUACAGUGAGUGGGAAUGCACCUUAUCAAACAGUUGAAGAAGUUGUUUYACGUCCGAUGCAGAAUAUCAUAACUGGCAAUGGGUCCGACUUCAUAGGUGAAAUUGCUGUUAAGGGUAUUUUCCGUUCGAAGGAAGAACUACGCUUCAAACUGUCUGUGCUAGCUAUGAAGUUGAAUUUCAAAUUUAAAGUUAAAAAAUCGACGAAGACAUUGUUCACUGUUGGAUGUACCGAGCAAGGUUGCAAAUGGGGUUUGCGUGCAAAGAGUAUCCAAGGUGGUGACUCAUUCAUCAUUUCGAAGUUUAAUGAUUUUCACAAGUGCAAACGUGAAGUACUGAACCAUGACCACAGGCAAGCUCGGAGUUGGGUGGUUGGUCAGUUAGUGAAGUCCAAUGUGGAGGAUGUCAGCCGUCAGUACAGACCUAAAGACAUUAUUAAUGACAUGCGAAGGAACUAUGGGGUGAACAUUAGAUAUGAAAAGGCAUGGCGGGCGAAAAAUGUUGCCUUGAAUCUGCUAAUGGGGCCACCUAAGCAUUCAUAUACUUUGUUACGCAAAUAUGGUGAAGCAUUGAAGGCUGUUAAUUCAUGCACUGUUUUUGGAGUGGAACUGGAGGAAGAUAAAUAUUUUAAGUACGCGUUCAUGGCCCUAAGUUGCUGUAUUAGAGGGUUAUCCAGUUGUAUCCGCCCAGUGCUGGUGAUAGAUGGUGCACAUCUCAAGGGUAAAUAUAGAGGUGUUAUUCUUAUUGCUUCUUYUGUUGAUGGCAACAAUCAAAKAUAUCCUCUUGCCUUUGGACUUGUCGAUCAAGAGAGUGAWCAAUCAUGGACUUGGUUUCUGAACAUGGUCRAGACGUGUAUUGGAGAGGUCGAUGGGUUAUUAUUYGUAUCUGAUCGACAUGUGUGCAUUACGAAAUCUGUUAGGCAGGUCUUUYCACAAKCRRCUCAUGGAAUAUGCAUGCAACACUUGYCUACGAAYGUGAAGGACAAGUUCAAGGACGAUGCCAUGCAAGAAAUUUUCAUAUUAGCKGCAAAGGCUUGCCGGAAAUCUGAGUUCAGAUACUAUUUCUCCCAACUAGCAGGAUUUCCAGAGGUCCAGCGAUACUUGGAAGGAAUUGGUUUUGAAAAAUGGACUCGUGCAUUUCAACCGGGUUUGAGUUCCAAAUGCAGUAUAUGA
Molecule: messenger RNA, 1629 nt
Organism: Momordica charantia (bitter melon)
Lineage: Eukaryota; Viridiplantae; Streptophyta; Magnoliopsida; Cucurbitales; Cucurbitaceae
Source: RefSeq, a predicted model, not a curated record